Molecule: messenger RNA, 564 nt
Organism: Labrus mixtus (cuckoo wrasse)
Lineage: Eukaryota; Metazoa; Chordata; Actinopteri; Labriformes; Labridae
Gene: tmem218
Product: transmembrane protein 218
Exons: 3
Coding region: 37-384 (115 amino acids)
Source: RefSeq, a predicted model, not a curated record
CUAGUUAGCAGUAACCGCUAACGCAGCUCAACAGAAAUGGGAAACAGUGUGUCAGAAGUCGGGACUGGUAUUAUCAUCAUCGCGCUGGUUUGGAUAGCUGCUUCUGUGUUUGGGAUGAUGCUGCUGAGAGCAUCUGGAACCGCAAAGUUAGGAGUUAUUCCCGUGUUCCUCCUGGCUCUAUCCAUCACUUUGGCCCUGGUGUUUUUCCCUCGCAGUCCUGAGACAACGAUCCCUUUAAAAGAGAUAGAGAUCGUGGACACGUUGUUCAUCGGGCGUUACAUCCUGUUGGCGGUGGCGAGCCUUGUCUUCUUGGUGGCGUUCUUCAUGCUGCUCCCUUUUCAUCUCCUGGAGCCCGUCCAUGCCAAGGCCUUAAGAACACACUAGAGCUGCCAGGGUCAGAGCUGGCACCAGUAACACAUCACCAAUGUACAGAACUCUAACACACACAUGGCUGAUGAGAGGGGGGAGGGGCUUCACAUGGGAACAAAAUGAAGAAUGCAAGCCAAACAGAAACAGCAGGAGAGACGGUGCUUUGAUAACAGCCUGUAGGUUGUUGACUGUCUU